AUGCUGGGAAAUAUUGCAAGUGACCUUGACACCCUCCUGACUGACCUGUGUGAUGUAAGCAAGAGCCAUAGCAGCAAGGAAGACCUCCCCUGCACAAGUGUUACAGUGAUUUCUGGUGAUACUCUUGGCAAAGAUUCCUUUUUCUCAACUGGUGAAACCAGCAGAAGGCAAGGGGAUGCUGUCAGCAACCACAGUUUGGUGAGUUUAAGUGAUGACCACAAUGACUCAGGCUCAGUGGACAGUGGUCAUGGUGGGCGAUGCAGAUCUGGACCAUCGCCGCUGGUGUUUGAUCCGCAUCAUUUUGGUUCACAGCAAGGCCAGUGUGCCUCCCCUGUAACAGUGAGAUUGGAGGAUUCUUCUAGUAUGGAUGAACUUCGACCCAUCAGCAUAGUGGAAAGGUUAAUCAAGACUAACUCUAUAUGGCUUCUAGCUACCAUGAGCAGGGCUGGAGCGGUGCAUAUUCUAAAGGACAGGGAGACUGGGGUUUUCAUUGUCAGAAAGUCAAGCCAGCCCAACUCUCUAGCCCUUAGUGUCCAGUCACAUUUGUCUGACCAUUCAACUGUUGACCAUUAUCUGAUAGAAGGCACCAACUAUGGGUUCAGACUGCAAGGCUCAACACAUUUCUUUCACUCAAUCCCAGCACUGAUAGCAUACUAUGUAGAAAACACUGAUGAAAUUCCAUACUAUUUACGGUUGCCGUCUGCUAUCCAGCAAGCUAGAUCUACAAGGGAAUUAGCCUCUUUGGAUAUGCUGGGUCAAGAUUUCUGGGUAUCAUCCCUGUCCAGAAAGUCUCCAUCUCUGCAAAUGUCUGGAGUCUUGCACAAAUCUUGCAGUGAGCCAAUAAAUAUUCAACGGCCAGUUCAUACUACUACUGUAAGCGGGGAAAGUAACACACAUAACACAACUGCUUCCAAGUCAUCCUCAGACUUUUCACACUUCAUGAAGAGCCAAGUGGAGAUGAAACAAUAUUUCCAACAGCACUUACCUGACUCUUCAAAUGAAAUUCAUAAUAUGAAUGCUCAUGCUGCUCUUAACCUCCAGUGCAAUCUAGUCUCAUCUAAAUCUCAAGCCACUUCUAGUCCUUUAACUUCAGAGCCACAAAAUAAUAUUAAUCAUAUGUUAAUACAUGGUGCUCAAAAUGUUGAUGUAUACAAAUCAAACCCAAGCAACCAGCCUAUGAAAAAGGAGGAUGGUACUGCCUUUGUUCAACAGUAUUCAAGAAAUGGUGAUUCUAUUGACUUUCAAAGCUUUCAAGGUAAACAAUCAAAUUCUUCACGAGAAUGCAUCACAAAGGAGCGAUCUUGGACACACCCUGGGUCGGUGCCACAGUUUAAAUCAAAUCUUUAUUUUACCACAAAUCUGGACCUCUUGAAUAUUCCGGAGAACAGUUACUUCAUGUCAAGCUUGUCCGACAAACUCAGUGACUAUGAGGAUAUAUGGAGAAGCUCCAACUGUGAAGGAGAUGCUGACAGAAUGACCACUAAGAUGAUACAGGAUCCACGCACCAUUUUGGAUGUCAGAGUCAGCAGUAAACAUCAUAAAAAGAAUGGCUCAGAGGGUAAGAGGAAAAUUUUGAGGAAGACCAGUAAG
This is a messenger RNA of Candidula unifasciata, 1590 nucleotides long. NCBI's taxonomy places the organism in Eukaryota, Metazoa, Mollusca, Gastropoda, Stylommatophora, Geomitridae. The record is from the annotation of a GenBank genome assembly.